AUGACACAAGGCGCACAGAAAAACGACGGAGAUACCUUUUUCGGCCUGCCGUCGGCGUGGAGGCAGGCCUUCGAAUUCUCCCAACAUGGCAUCACAGGCCGAUUUGAGAGUGAAAUAGCUGAUUUGGUGGUCUUUGGAGAAAUACCAAAGGAGAUCAACGGCACCUUCUACCGCAUGAUGGUCGAUCCUCUGUACCCCCUGAUGCCCAAUAAUCCAGCCAUCGAGGGUGACGGCAACAUCUGUGCGCUGCGCAUUCAAGAUGGCCGUGUCGAUAUGAAGAAUAAAUAUAUCGAAACGGAACGCCUCAAGUUAGAAAAGCAGGCGAAUAAGAGACUAUUUGGUCUCUACCGAAAUCCCUUUACGCACCAUCCUUGCGUACGCGCAGCCAUUGACUCUACAGCAAACACAAAUGUCAUCUACUGGGCUGGGCGACUUCUUGCCCUUAAAGAAGUGGCUCAGCCAUAUGAGGUUCACCCUGAUACACUCCAAACCCUUGGAUUUGACCCCCUCGCCUUUCCAGGAAAAACAUUUUCUGCUCAUCCAAAGGUCGACCCUUUUACCAAUGAGUUGGUCUGUUUCGGCUAUGAAGCAAAGGGCGUGGCCACAAAGGAUAUCGUCAUCUACUCGCUUGAUCAAAGCGGGAAGAUCAAAGACGAGCAGUGGAUUGAAUCACCUUGGUGCGCGUUUAUCCAUGACUGCUCCAUAACGACCAAUUACAUAAUUCUCGUCCUGUGGCCAUUUGAAGCCCACUUGGACAGAAUUGAGUCAGGCGGUCAGCAUUGGCUGUUCAACUACGAUCGCCCAGCGACGUUCAUCGUCGUACCGAGAAGGCCUGACGAUCUACCAUCGGGCUGGAGAAAGGGCGAGUCACGGGUCUAUCACUGGGAAAACUCUGUUGCCAUUCACACGGCGGGGUCUUGGGAAGGCGAGGAUGGGAAGCUUUACUUUGAAAGCUCUCGUGUCUUCUAUAAUACCCUUCCCUGGUUUGAACCUCCAGGAGAGCCUGACAUGAAAGAUCUGAAAGCCGACUAUGUUCGAUGGGAGAUUGAUGUCAACCAACCGACCGGGACCAAGGUGAAAGAUCCUGAAAUCAUCCUUGAUCUUCCAAGCGAGUUUGCGCGUAUCGAUGAAAGGUUUCUCACGCGUCCGUACGACCGCAUGUUCAUACCAGUGUUGCUACCAAAUCGACCAAAUACUGCACCGCCAGUUGUACCGCUAUGCCUCAAUGGUUAUAUCAUGCUUGAGAAGGGCAGCAACCGACGUACGUUUUUUGAUCCUGGACCUUAUGCUGCAGCUGAAGAACCAAUCUUCAUACCUCGUUCCGAGAGUGCGAAAGAGGGAGAUGGUUGGGUGCUGGCCAUGGUUCAGAGAACGGACGUCAACCGUAGUGACCUGAUUGUGUUGGAUACAAGACACUUUGAAAAGCCCGUCGCUGUUAUCCAAUUGCCAUUCCGGACUAAGAACCAGAUUCACGGUAACUGGGUAGACACUAAAGAGCGCGAUGGGAACAUACUACCAUUAGUUAGAUGA
Fusarium verticillioides 7600 is the source of this 1530-nucleotide messenger RNA. RefSeq lists its product as hypothetical. Gene Ontology annotation, biological process: carotene catabolic process. Gene Ontology annotation, molecular function: carotenoid dioxygenase activity. The record is from RefSeq and is a predicted model, not a curated record. The transcript has a single exon. Lineage: Eukaryota; Fungi; Ascomycota; Sordariomycetes; Hypocreales; Nectriaceae. Bases 1 to 1530 code for a protein of 509 amino acids.